Messenger RNA from Trichoderma virens Gv29-8, 1797 nucleotides. RefSeq lists its product as uncharacterized. The transcript has a single exon. The coding region runs from base 1 to 1797 and encodes 598 amino acids. NCBI's taxonomy places the organism in Eukaryota, Fungi, Ascomycota, Sordariomycetes, Hypocreales, Hypocreaceae. The record is from RefSeq and is a predicted model, not a curated record.
AUGCCUCUACCAUAUCAAUACAGCAAAUUAUCUCCAGCGGCAAGUACUCGCAUCUUGGAGCUUCAGCCGUCUUACGAGCAGGAGGGCCUGCUACAGUGUAACCUGCGUGAGAUCAAUAUAGAGUCCGAUCCAUUCUACGAGGCCCUGUCAUAUACCUGGGGCAAACCAGAGUUCACAGAGCCACUCAUUCUCGAUGGCGACUUCGUAAUACACAUCACUCCAAAUCUUCGCGAUGCUCUGCUGCGGUUUCGCUCUAAACUCAGCGUGCGGCGGCUUUGGGUCGAUGCCAUCUGCAUUAACCAGCAAGAUGACGACGACAAAACGAAACAGAUUCCCCUCAUGACUGAGAUAUAUAAACGUUGCUCGGGAGUCUUAGUUUGGCUGGGUAAUGACUCUCACGGGCCAUCAUCGAUGGAGUCUGUUAAUGCAUAUUCUCGACAAAUCGACCAUCAAGAUGACGAGAGGGUUAUCCAAGAUGACCUAGAGUCCCUCGUUCGCUUGCCCUGGUUUGGUCGACGCUGGAUCGUGCAGGAAGUCGUUCUCAACCCAAACGUGACUCUUUUCUGCGGCGAAUCCCAGAUCCCGUGGCUUCGUCUCCUCCAGGUCGUCCGAAAUAGCCAAAACAUAAGCGGGUUAUUGUCGGUGGUGAAGACGAUGGAGUCGAUUUGGAUCUACCACUGCCUCGGAAUUGAAGCCAGUUCACAGGCUCCUCUCCGAUUGCUAGAUCUCCUCUCCGUUUUGUCAGAGUUGGGAUGCGUGGACGCUCGCGAUCGUAUAUACGCACUCGCUGGUCUUGCUUCCGACACUUUCCUCACUCAGCCCGGUGAGGUCAGUCGGGAUCCGAGAGAAAUUAAAAUCGUCGUGAGCUAUAACCAUCCAGCUGAAAAUUUAUACGUGGAUCUCAUCACCAUGAACUUUCGCUGUUUCGACUACCGAGAUCUACUCAAACACACCGACCUCAGAUCAGAUGGAUCACACCUAGGUGGAUUGUGCUCUUGGAUUCCUGACUGGAGGUUGCCGGUUGUUAGACAGACGCUCUCAGGGGGGUGGAAUCUCGAAGGGUCACCCAAAGUCUCUCUUGAUGCCGAGUCCAGCGCUUUGCAAAUCCAUUUCCGACAGAAGCAAAACGAUUCGGGAUACAUGCUACUGGGAUCCAUCGAAAAAACGUCAAGUGCUUUUCCCCUUAAUGCCUCCCAGAAUGCCAUCAUGGAUUGGAUUAAAGAAGUUUGGGGCCUCGUAAUUAGCUGGGCUACAAUGGCAAGACGGGAGCUCUUAAUACACCAGCUCGGGAUGAUCUUCUUCCAAGACCAUAUGAAAGACGAGUGGUCCAAGGCAAUUGCAAAUUAUGACUGGCAAAUGUACUACUUCAAAGGCUAUGCAGAAUUCACGAAAAUGAUACUGGAAGAGUUGGAGUAUUCUCAGGAUGAGGGGCUGUUUACGUUGCUUAAGCGUACCAUGGAAGGCCGCCAACUUUUCUUAUUGUCGCCUAAGCCUGGGCGACCAGCAUCAAGCGGCGAUGAGUCCGUAACCAUCAGCACUUUUGCUCUACCUGCAAUUGGAAUAGGCCCUUCACACGCGCGUCCUGGAGACCUUGUCUGCACCAGAGAAGUCACUACAAAGACGUGGGCAGAUCUCCCGCAUGACUGUACUGGCGACUCUACUUUCUUGCUUCGCGAGACGGAGGUAGGGCAGGACAAGUUUCUCUACAUAGGAGAGGCCAGGGUCAACCGGCGCCAUACAAGUGAUGGGACCCAUUGGAAAACGGGAUACAGGCUGCAUUCCAUCACUUUAUGUUAG